This is a messenger RNA of Pseudocercospora fijiensis CIRAD86, 195 nucleotides long. RefSeq lists its product as uncharacterized. The annotation marks the transcript as partial. The record is from RefSeq and is a predicted model, not a curated record. NCBI's taxonomy places the organism in Eukaryota, Fungi, Ascomycota, Dothideomycetes, Mycosphaerellales, Mycosphaerellaceae. The transcript has a single exon.
GAUGUGCGGCACAACAGCGCAUGGGCCAGAAUACAAUGUGUCAGAAAACAGGCUGUUCGAGAUGGGCUGGAGUAUGCCUGGUCUGACACCUGUCGCAUCGACAAGAGUAGCAGCCAGGAGCUCACUGGGUCCAUCAACUCCAUGUGUCGUUGGUACUGGAACUCUCAGUGCUGCUGUGUAUAUCUUCACGACAUG